GUAGCACAUUCUAUAUAAAACCCACAAAAGAAUUACAUUUUUGUUAUUGUUACAAAACAAAAAAUGUUUCUAUUUGGAAGAUUUCUAUUUGUUCUUCUAGCAGUGGCUAUUAAUUCUAUCACAUUAAAUAAUGCUGCUACUAUAACUUUGCCUAACAAUGAAAAGAUUCCAGCAGUUUUUGUGUUUGGAGAUUCAAUAGUAGAUACAGGCAACAACAACUAUAUCAAAACGACUGCUAAGUGCAACUUCCCACCUUAUGGGAGAGACUUCAUGGGAGGAAAACCAACUGGAAGGUUUAGCAAUGGCAGGGUUCCUUCUGACUUUAUAGCUGAAGCAUUUGGGGUAAAGAAGCUCUUGCCAGCUUAUCUCGAUCCAAACCUAAAGCUUGAAGACCUUCUCACCGGAGUUGUCUUCGCCUCAGGCGGCAAUGGCUACGAUCCUAUCACAAACAAAUUACCACCUGCAUUUUCUUUAUCUGAUCAAGUAGAGCAGUUCAAAGAAUACACAAGAAAGAUUAAAUCAGCAGUUGGAGAAGAAAAAACUGCAACUAUAAUAUCCAAAAGCGUUUUCUUAAUCUGUACAGGAACCAACGAUAUUCUGAAUACUUAUUAUUCUACUCCUUUAAGGCAAUUACACUAUGAUAUUAAUUCAUAUACAGAUUUCUUGGUUCGCUCAGCUUCAAGCUUUUUCCAGGAGCUUUAUGGACUUGGCGUAAGAAGAAUUGGUAUAUUGGGCGUACCAGCAGCAGGGUGUGUGCCAUCACAGAGAACCGUACGUGGAGGCAUAGAAAGAAAGUGUGCAGAUUUUGCAAACCAAGCAGCUAUUCUCUUCAAUUCCAAGCUCUCUUCUGCUAUUUAUUCCCUCAACACAACACUUUCUGAUGCAAAUCUUAUCUAUCUUGACAUCUACUAUCCACUGCUUUCCCUCAUUCAAAAUCCUGCUAAAUAUGGUUUUGAAGUGGCAACUAAAGGAUGCUGUGGCACAGGAAAAAUAGAAGUGACUUACCUUUGUAAUCGCUUUGAUGACCCAUUAACUUGCAAAGAUGACACUAAGUACAUAUUUUGGGAUAGUUAUCAUCCCACAGAGAAGGCUUACCAAACCCUAAUCAACAUGAUCAUUCCCAGUAUAAGCAACAUGUUUAAUAUGAAGUUUCUUUAUUACAAUUCAGCUUCUUUUAUCUUUUUUUUCUAUGUUGUAAUAAUAUUAUUUCCAAUUUGUGCCUUAAACAUUUCAUCAACUAAUAAUUAUAUGCAUGAAAAGCUUCCAGCUGUUAUUGUGUUUGGAGAUUCAAUAGUGGAUCCAGGUAAUAAUAACUAUGUUAAAACAAUUAUUAAGUGUAACUUCCCACCUUAUGGGAGAGACUUCAUUGGAAGAAAGCCAACAGGAAGGUUUAGCAAUGGAUUCAUUCCUUCAGAUAUUGCAGCUCAAAUAUUAGGUAUAAAGAAGCUGGUUCCAGCUUAUCUUGAUCCAAAUGUGCAGCCUGAAGACCUUCUUACUGGAGUGAGCUUUGCUUCAGGUGGUUCUGGUUAUGAUCCUCAAACAUCCAAAAUAGCUUCUGUACUUUCAUUAUCGGAUCAAUUAGACCUAUUUCGAGGUUACUUAUCAAAACUAAAAUCAAUCGUGGGAGAAGAAGGAACAUCAACAAUUCUAUCCAAAGGCUUAUUCAUAGUUUGCAUAGGAAGCGAUGAUAUUGCCAAUACCUAUUUUGCUCUUCCAUUUAGAAGAUAUCAAUAUGAUAUUAAUUCCUAUACUGAUUUAAUGGUGAGCUCUGCUUCAACUUUUUACAAGGAACUUUAUGAAGUUGGAGCAAGGAGAAUUGGAGUCCUUAAUUUACCACCAAUUGGGUGCGUGCCAUCACAGAGAACUCUAGGUGGAGGAAUAGUGAGAGAGUGUUCAGAGUCUGCCAAUGAAGCAGCAAAGCUCUUCAAUUCCAAGAUCUCUUCUGCAAUUGAUUCUCUCAACACAGAGCUUCCAGAUGUUAGACUUGUCAAUAUUGACAUCUACAAUCCACUUCUUUCCAUUAUCAAGAACCCUUCUCAAUAUGGGUUCGAAGAGGCAACAAAAGGUUGCUGUGGAACAGGAAAUAUAGAGGUCAGCAUACUGUGUAAUCCUUUGGAAGACAAACAUACAUGUGAAGAUGCUUCGAAGUACAUAUUUUGGGACAGUUACCAUCCCUCGGAGAAAACUUACCAAAUCCUUACUCCUAUGAUACUCAAUGAGUGUCUGUACAAAUUCUUCUAGGCUUCUUAGCUUUCUUUAUCUUAUACUAGUAUAUAAGAGAAGGGUGCAUAAAAAUUAUUAUGUCCUGCCAUUUUUUUCUGAACGAUUUUAGUUUUAAGGAUCUGGUUCCACUUGCUGUUUCUUAUUGUUUUUGUCAUCACUGCGUGUAUUUCAUACUUGUGAGUUAUAAAACGAUUCUCGUUUACUUUGUGGCUGUCCCUUCUCA
Jatropha curcas is the source of this 2446-nucleotide messenger RNA. RefSeq names its product GDSL esterase/lipase EXL3. Lineage: Eukaryota; Viridiplantae; Streptophyta; Magnoliopsida; Malpighiales; Euphorbiaceae. The record is from RefSeq and is a predicted model, not a curated record. Gene Ontology annotation, cellular component: extracellular region. Gene Ontology annotation, molecular function: lipase activity. Gene Ontology annotation, biological process: lipid metabolic process.